AGUUGCUGCUGUUGCUGCUGUUGCUGCUGUUGGCGCUGCUGAGAGAAACCAAGAAGGAGGGUAAAAAAUCCAGCAGCGCCAGCAGCAGCAACAGCAGAAAAUUUUUACAUCCUUCCAAAGAAAGGAACACUCGACAGCAUCUCACUUGUAUUUGGUCCUUCACGAGGAAGGAACACUUCAUCUAUGUGCAAAACCACCAUGAUCUCUCUCCUCGAGCGCUUCUACGACCCCACCAGUGGCACCAUCUUCUUCGACGGUGUCGACUACUCGCAGAUCCACCUCGGCCGCUACCGCAGCAACAUCGCGCUCGUCCAGCAAGAACCGGUGCUCUACCAGGGAUCGAUAAGAGAAAACAUCGCGAUGGGCGUAAUUGACAAUGGCGAAGCCACUGGGGUAUCGGAUGACGAAAUCCUCGAGGCCUGUCGCCAGGCUAACAUCGACACCUUCAUCGCCUCCUUACCCGAAGGGCUAGCUACCCCCUGCGGGUCCCAGGGCCUGCAGUUCUCCGGCGGGCAGAGGCAAAGGAUUGCUAUUGCGCGGGCGCUGGUUAAAAAACCGAGAUUACUGCUGCUGGAUGAAGUGACGAGUGCGCUGGAUACGGAGUCGGAGAGGGUGGUGCAGGCGGCGCUUGAUGCUGCUGCCAAGGGCGAAGGCGAGAGGAAGCGGACGACGGUUGCUGUGGCUCAUCGGCUUUCGACUAUAAAGGGGGCGGAUAGGAUCUUUGUGUUUUCGUAUGGAAGGAUUGCGGAGGCGGGGACGCAUGAGGAGUUGUUGGAGAGGAGGGGGAUGUAUUAUGAGAUGUGUUUGGGGCAGUCUUUGGAUGGGUGAUACCUUACAUUAUUGUUGGGGUAUAGAGCGACGACGACAAUAAUAGAGUUUCAGUUUCUAUCGGCCCACAUUUCCAGGGUACCUAUGUUUCGGGCCAUCUCCGUCCGUGGACUGAAACAAUGACGAACUUUGCGUGGUGUUUUCCGCAUUUGUGUAACAUCGACUUUCCCCCUGAUGCUACUGUCCCGUUCGAUAAUUCUUCCGAACGGAUCGAUCGCAUAAUGCCACCACUGAAAAAUCCGUGGUUGUUUCAUCCGCACCUUUUUAACCGAUUCCCCACAUUCUGGGACACGAUCCCUCAUUCGGGCGCGUGGUAUUCUCUCCUCAACUGACACAGGAAUGACA
Messenger RNA from Neurospora tetraspora, 1173 nucleotides. Its product is annotated as P-loop containing nucleoside triphosphate hydrolase protein. Gene Ontology annotation, biological process: transmembrane transport. Lineage: Eukaryota; Fungi; Ascomycota; Sordariomycetes; Sordariales; Sordariaceae. The transcript has 2 exons. The record is from RefSeq and is a predicted model, not a curated record. Bases 184 to 828 code for a protein of 214 amino acids. Gene Ontology annotation, molecular function: ATP binding; ATP hydrolysis activity; ATPase-coupled transmembrane transporter activity. Gene Ontology annotation, cellular component: membrane.